Molecule: messenger RNA, 1535 nt
Organism: Sapajus apella (tufted capuchin)
Lineage: Eukaryota; Metazoa; Chordata; Mammalia; Primates; Cebidae
Product: putative pregnancy-specific beta-1-glycoprotein 7
Exons: 3
Biological process (GO): signal transduction; regulation of immune system process
Cellular component (GO): plasma membrane; cell surface
Molecular function (GO): protein tyrosine kinase binding
Source: RefSeq, a predicted model, not a curated record
GAAUUAAAGGUGCCACAAAGGGUAAUCUCUCUGUUAUCUACACAGUGGAGACUCCGAAGCCCUCCAUCGCCUGCAGCAACUCAAACCCCAGGAAGACUGAAACUGUGAUCUUAAACUAUGAACCUGAGAUUAAGGAAGCAAGCUACCUGUGGUGGGUAAAUGGUCAGAGCCUCCGAAUCAAUAGCACGUGGGAGCUGUCCAAUCACAACAGAACCCUCAUUCUAUUCAGUGUCACGGAGAAUGAUACAGGAUCCUAUGAAUGCGAAGUGAAGAAUCCAGUGAGUGCUAGCCGCAGUGAUCCAGUCAUCCUGAAUGUCCUUCCGGAGUUGCCCAGAGUCGCCAUCACCAGCAACAAAUAUAACGCCGUGGAACAUGAGGAUGAUAUAACCUUAACCUGUGAACUUGAAAUUGGAAAUGCCACCUACCUGUGGUUGGUAAAUGGUGAGAGCCUCCAGUUGAGUCCCAGCGUACGGCUGUCUCAUGAUUACAGGACCCUCACUCUACACAGUGUCACAAGAAAUCACACAGGAUCCUAUGAAUGUGAAAUACGGACCUCAAUGGAAGUCUUCCGCAGUGACUCAGUCACCCUAAGGGUCUCCUAUGGUCCAGACUUCCCCAGCAUUUCUCCUUCAGAUACCCUUUACCAUCAAGGAGAAAACCUCCACCUCUCCUGCUUCGCGGACUCUAACCCACCGGCAGAGUAUCGUUGGAUGGUUAAUGGGACAUUUCUGCCACCAGGAAAAGAGGUCUCUAUCCCCCAAAUCACUACAAAGAAUACUGGGCUCUAUGUUUGUUUUGCUUAUAACUCAGUCACUGGCAAAAGAACCUUCGCAUUCAAGAAGAUCAAAGUCGUUGGUAAGUGAAUCCCGGCAUCACUGGCAGUAGGUUUUUAGAUGGAGUCUAUCUGGCUUUCAGAGAAAGUCAGGAAAACAUUUUUAUUCCCAGCCUGUGUCCCGCAGGCACAAGCAAAUCCUAAUUUCUCCUCCUGAACCCUCCUAAUUUAUCUCUACGGACUCUGUUUUCCUUGUUUUUCUGAUUUCUCAUGACUGACCUUGUGUCCAGCCUGAGCAACGUAGGGAGGGGGCUUUGUCAGCCCUGAGCCCUGUGUGGUGGAAGAGGCUUCACAGAGGGACAAGAAGGAGAGUCCUCAAGAUCAGUUGCUUCUCGCUGUCGCCAACAUAUCCCUUUCUGUCACGUCUUUAUUUUCUUUUACCUACUGCAUGAGCUUCAAGAAACAUCUGAGGCCUUGAAACAAGCUCAUACUUUUACCCCAAAUGAGAGGAGGAAGCCCCUUGGAUGAGGGAGGAGCAGCUCAGACUCUGCUCCCUGCUCUGCUCUAGGCUCCUCUGUGACUGGCCCUGCCUGACUGCACCUGGGGUGGGACCAGUGUGUGAGGAGAAAGAGCCCUGGUGGCCUGUCUUGAAUUUGGCUAAAUCGAGUUGCCAGUUGAAGCCAAGUGUCCCCUGGGUCAGGCUGCAGGGAAAUAAGCAGAGAGGAAGCCUCAGGGGAGACUCCUGAGCUGUGUCCUGGCUCUG